AUGGCUACCGAGGAAGGUGUAUCUGCUGAAGAUAUCGCCGAGAGGGUCUACCAGAAGCUGUCGGCCUCCCAACGCAGACCCUUCGCGCCGUCGAAAGAAGCCGACAAAGUGGGAGAUGGCCUUUGGGAUGCUUACCUGGAUGCUGUCGAGGACGAUGACAAAGCCAGUGUCGAGAGCUGGAAUGGGUCCACCACUGGCAUAUUGACAUUCACCGGUCUCUUUGCAGCAACCGUAGCUGCCUUCGUUCUAGAGAGCUACAAGCAACUUCAACCUGAUACAGGCGCACAAACCGUUGCACUGCUAGCACAAAUAGCAUCUGCUUCUUCAGGCAAUAGCCCCAUCCCUUCUUCCGAGCUGCCAUCUGAACCGUUCGUUGCGCCGGAGUCAGCCGUGAUCGUCAAUUCACUCUGGUUUCUGAGCCUUAUCAUUUCGCUCAUCUGCGCUCUGCUUGCGACAUUGAUCCAAGAGUGGACUCGGGACUUCUUACGUGACAUACAGCGUCGCACUCCAGACAUGACCAUCAAACAGUUCUCGUUCAACCACAUCUACGUGCGCAUGGGCGUCGAGCGCUACAAGCUGGGCUACGUGACCUCACUCAUCGUCUUCUUGAUGCACAUUGCCGUGAUAUUGUUUGUCGUUGGGUUGGCCGUGUUCCUCGCUCCUAUUCAUUACAAACCCACACUUGUCAUCGAGAUAGCUGGUGCCCUGGCUGCGUCAGUUUACCUUGUUUUCAGCCUCUUGCCGUUCUGGGAUAACAGCUGCCCGUACCGUACGCCCCUGACAUACGCAGUUGUCAUUCUGGGGUGGGCGGGGCUUUUGGCAUUCGGUGCGAUUCUACUGUCAGCCCUUGUUGUUUUGGCAUUGCCACUCUUCAUUCUCGCCACCAUGGUACUUUUUGCCAUAUAUGGUUUUUCAUCGACGAAACCCAUGAAAAGCAACUCACCGUCGGCGCCACUGAUAACUUUUCCUGCAGUUUACGCAGUGUUGCCGGCGUUCCUUCAGUUCUUCAUGUAUGCCUGGCUCCCAGCCCGUCGCCUUCCUGGCCACAACAACAUACCUAUGAGGGCUUCAAGACUAUUCAGAGUCCACGGCAAUGGCGUAGAAACCCAGGAUGGCCUCUUCAUUGACAAAAGCCGGUUUCUCUUCCUUUGGGACCAUACCUAUCAGUACAUCACGGGGCUUGAAGGGAGCCCGAUCUUGUUGGAUCAUCUUGUAAACCAACUUAUGAACUUCGGCGCUCAUAACUAUGAUAUGAUAUUUGUCUAUCUUCGCCACAGUGCGUCAUUCACGCAGUAUCUUGCGAAGUGCAUGCGCUCUAUUCCGUCACUGGACGUGGGGCUGGGGAUGCUCAACCUCUUCCAAAGACUUAUCGACGCGGAACAUGCGUUCGAACACAGGUCUGGCGCAGCAUUACGAGAUGGGCGGUGGGGUUGGAUGUCCAAGUCGGGAUCACUACAGGAACUAGGAACUCUUGCGCAGACCGUCGUAGCACUGGGGCGAAGCGCCGACACCAAGAGCCGGAUCGAUAUCGUGAUGAGGUUGUUUCGGCUUCGCCGGUCACUGAUCGACCAUUACAUCGCGAUGGGCCCGGAAGACUGGGCGGCGAACGUAGGCUCAUUGGACACCAUGCUACACUCUCUGGAAAGCGUCCAGGGCUUUGACCUGAUACAAUUAUACUCCAGAGACUCUCGGGUCGUAUCAUAUACGGUGCCUUCCGAUUCUCGUGAGAGACGCAAACCCGAGGCUCCAUGGGCCGGUUAUGACCUCGCCAUUCGCAAUGCCCUGACAACGCUGGUCAACUUGAUUGGGAUAGAUCCAAAUCGUGAGCUCAGCCACGACCUUGAUGAUAUGGGUAUAAAGGCUUUGUUCGAGCAUACAGCAUUCACCAAAGAUAAUCUCAGCAGAUAUGCGGCGUUCUCGCGCAAGGCCACACCAUCUCCGCAGUUAUUGGCUUUGUUUUGUAGUCGGACACAUGGAUACGGAGAUGAGCUCGCCCUCUUUGUCGGAUUCUUCACAGUUCCUGCUCGAGAAGCUCUGCAGGUUCAAGAAGAGCUUGAGGCCGAGCAGACCUUGAGAGAUAUGCCUGUCGUAUUUCCCGCCGCACCAUUCGAGCCCGAAGCGCAAGUUAUGCGCUCAAUCCUGAUCGAGGACGCAAUCGAGGCACAUCGGAACACCCGUGCAGAUCGCGCAGAUGACGCCCAAGCGCCAGAGCCAUCGGAUACGGGCAAUUUAGCGCCUGCCUUUGAGCUGCAAACACCUCUUCCCACCAGUCCAAGCGAAUUCGCCGGACCAUCACUGGCAAUCCCUGACCCACCUCCUGAUGUGUCCGGUAUCUCAGAGGGACUGUCAGCUAGCCCGGUUCUGAGAAGCGCGGAGGAAGGGCAUAACUUUGGACUGGAUGGCAUGGUCAUACUUAUCAGAGGGCAUUGA
Molecule: messenger RNA, 2430 nt
Organism: Peniophora sp. CBMAI 1063
Lineage: Eukaryota; Fungi; Basidiomycota; Agaricomycetes; Russulales; Peniophoraceae
Source: the annotation of a GenBank genome assembly